Panonychus citri (citrus red mite) is the source of this 1944-nucleotide messenger RNA. RefSeq lists its product as uncharacterized. NCBI's taxonomy places the organism in Eukaryota, Metazoa, Arthropoda, Arachnida, Trombidiformes, Tetranychidae. Bases 194 to 1201 code for a protein of 335 amino acids. The record is from RefSeq and is a predicted model, not a curated record. The transcript has 4 exons.
CGAUCCGAACUUCUGGGUUUGUCAUUUUCAGAAUUUGAUUUUUGUUUUUCUAAUUUAAUCAUUUAUUUUUUUAGUUAAUUAUUUUUCUUCUAAUUAAAUUAAACAUUAUUUUCUAUUCAUCUUUAACCCUUAAAUCUAAUUGUUUUGAUUUUGGUUGUCCCUCUAAGUGUAACUAAGUCUGUUAGUUACAUUGAUGGCUCCUCAAAGUAUUUAUGGCAGUCGAUCGACCACCUCAUUGGCCUCAGCUCGGUCAAGAUGCACAAUCACCCACAGUUUACCUGGAUCGAGAAAAUUGGAGCUCAAAUGGUGGCAAAGAAGACCAAUCAUUGAAAAUGCUCUAUUCAUUGAUCUACAAAAGGGUUCUUAUAUUGCUGCAAUAUAUACUCUGAUUGAAAGUUUAAUGCAAAUAAUUUUAGCAGUAUUUGAUACUUACUGCCUGUUUGAAGCUGCUCCCGGUUCAAAGCAUUUCAGAAGCGUUGGUAUCAGUUUUCUAUUCGUUUACAGUGGAAAUGAACACAUUCGACGCUCAUUGAUAGCAUGCUCGUUAAUAUUAAUUUUGAUAUCAAUUUACCUGUUGAUAUCUUCCAUCAUAUUGAUUCCAGCUUUGAAAAAGGAGCAGGAAAUAAGAUUCAAAAAUUGGCUAAGAGCAAUGUCCACGUUCAUUAUUGUCCGUACCUGUGCAACCUUAUUCCAAUCGAUUGCCAAUGAUCUGUUUUUCACUUAUCAUCAGCUGAUGUUGCUCCUUUGGUUUUUAGCAUCCAUUGCCAAUGUAUUCGCCUUCCUUGUUGUUGUUUCCAAUUAUCAAGAGUUAAACACCAUCACUCGACUGGAAGACAUGGCCAAACUUAAAAUGAGCACAAUCAGCUCUCUCAAUGCCUCAAGAACUUUAUCCCAUCACUCACUUGACUCAUACAGGGGACCUCAUUUAACAACCAAUCCUUCACCGAACACCUCUAUUCAAGGUACCCCAACGGCACUAAGAGGAUCUCAUGCAUCAUCAGACAGCUAUAAUCAUUACUAUCCACAACCCUCGCCGCGUCUUGGUAACCCACCAUCAGCGAGCUCUAUACCUUUAGCUGCUUUCAGCUUGAAUCUCAAUCCAAACGGUACAUUCUCAGCAGCGAGGUCUGCCCAAGGAUCCAUUGGCGGUGGGUCACUUUCAGCUGGAAGAGGAUCAACUCCAUCAACAGCGCCAAUUUGAUCUAAUUGUUUAUUCAUAGAAUUAUCAUAAUGUUCGUCAUCAAAUUCAUCAUUAACACAUACAUCAUCAUCAAAUUCAUUUUCAUCAUCACCUCUAUUCCAACAAUCAACUUGUUGAUCAAAGUUAUUAUAAAGCAAGAAUUAUCAAUUCAUCUUCACCACUACAAUAACUACAACACAUACACCACACACGCAAACACACAAUCCCAUCUACAGACGCCUUCAUCCAUUUGUUAUCCUGCCUUAAAGAAAAUAGAAAUCAAUUAAUUCCUAAAGCUAUGGUUAACAAAUAAUCAAGAUAAAUGGUGUUCAAUCAACUUCAAUCAAAAUCAAUUGUCUAAAGUUUUCUGUUUCUUUUUCCCCUCGUUUGCCAAGUUAAAUAUUGAAUUUUUUUUCUCUGCGCAUAAAAAAUUAUUUAAAACAUCAGAAACUUUAAAAUCAAUUGUGACCAAAAUCAUCACCUUCAAGAAGCAGAUCUUACAAUUAACGAUUCCGUCCAUCAAAUUGAAUCUCUAUUCGACAGCUAUAACUAAUUACAAUCAAUCGUUUUCUCAAAUUGCAUCUAAUUAACUUAACAAUUUUCCCUCCAUUUUCACCUUCACAUGUAAAUAUUCAAAAGUUUUUCUUUCUCUCUGUCUUUUCCCUUACCUCAGGCAUUUAUUACCUAUUUUUAUAAUCGUAAAGUUGCAAAAAAUUAAUAAAUAAAAUAAAAUACCAAAAGGAAUAUAAAUGAGAGACAAUUUA